AUGGAGGCCAUCGACGAAUUGGUUCAGCUCUCCGAAUCUAUGCGCCAAGCUUCCGCUCUCCUUGCCGACGAAGAUGUCGAAGAAUCCAGACGCACUUCCACUUUCCUCAACGUCGUUGGUCUCGGCAAUGUCGGUGCUGGAAAAUCUGCUGCAUUGAAUAGCCUCAUUGGACAUCCCAUUUUGCCUACCGGUGAAAAUGGUGCUACCAGAGCUCCCAUUAGCCUUGAAUUGAAUAGAGACACUUCUUUAACUGCCACCAAUAUUAUCCUCCAAAUCGAUAAUAAAUCUCAGCAGGUUUCUGCAAGUGCCCUUCGACAUUCUCUACAGGAAAGGCUCAGCAAAGGUUCCUCUAGCAAGAAAGGUGAAGAAAUAGGUCUAAAACUCCGUACUGGUACUGCACCUCCGUUGAAGUUGAUUGAUUUGCCUGGAUUGGACCAGCGGAUAGUGGAUGACAAAAUGAUCAGCCAAUAUGUCGAGCACAACGAUGCUAUUUUGCUGGUAGUAGUUCCUGCAGCUCAGGCACCAGAAAUUUCAUCAUUACGAGCCCUUAGAGUAGCAAAAGAAUACGAUGCAGAAUCCACCAGAACAGUCGGUGUUAUCAGUAAAAUUGACCAGGCAGCCGCAGAACCAAAAGCCCUUGCAGCUGUGCAGGCACUCCUAUUGGACCAGGGACCUCCAAAAACAUCUGAUAUUCCGUGGGUUGCUUUGAUAGGCCAGUCUGUUUCUUUAGCUUCUGCACAGUCUGGGAGUGGUGCACCUGAGAGCUCGUUGGAAACUGCUUGGCGAGCUGAAACUGAAAGUUUGAAAUCAAUACUGACCGGAGCCCCUCAAAGCAAGCUUGGUAGAAUUGCUUUGGUUGAGUCUCUUGCUGCACAGAUCCGCAAUCGUAUGAAGCUGCGGCUUCCAACACUCCUCACUGGCCUUCAGGGGAAGUCUCAAGUUGUUCAGGAUGAGUUAGUGAAGCUCGGUGAACAAAUGGUUAGUACUUCUGAAGGUACAAGAGCUCUAGGCUUGGAGUUAUGUCGUGAAUUUGAGGAAAAGUUUCUUCAACAUCUCACUGGAGGCGAGGGUAAUGGUUGGAAAAUAGUUGCAAGUUUUGAAGGAAAUUUUCCUAACAGGAUCAAGCAACUUCCUAUUGACAAACACUUUGACAUAAACAAUGUCAAGAGGAUUGUCCUAGAAGCAGAUGGAUAUCAACCUUAUCUUAUCUCUCCAGAGAAAGGUCUGAGGUCCUUAAUAAAAGGUGUUCUUGAACUGGCAAAGGAGCCAUCACGCCUGUGUGUCGAUGAGGUACAUCGUGUGCUUGCGGAUCUAGUUUCUGCUGCUGCAAAUGCUACACCUGGUCUCGGAAGAUAUCCUCCAUUCAAGAGAGAGAUUGUGGCAAUUGCAAGUUCUGCCCUGGAGUCAUUUAAAAAUGAAUCCAAGAAAAUGGUGGUUGCACUAGUUGAUAUGGAACGUGCAUUUGUUCCACCCCAACAUUUUAUUCGUCUAGUGCAGAGGCGAAUGGAAAGGCAACGUCGAGAAGAUGAGCUAAAGAACCGGCCAUCCAAAAAGCCACUUGAUGCAGAACAGUCAAUUCUAAAUAGGGCAACUAGUCCUCAAUCAGGUCAACAAAGUGGAGGAAACUUAAAAUCAAUGAAAGAGAAAUCCAGUCAGCAAGACAAGGAUACACAAGAGGCAUCUGGCUUGAAGGUUGCCGGGCCCGAUGGGGAGAUAACAGCAGGUUAUCUGUUGAAAAAUAGCGGCAAAGGUGGUUGGAGUAAACGGUGGUUUGUUCUAAACGAAAAGAGUGGCAAGCUUGGAUAUACCAAAAAACAAGAAGAAAGACAUUUCCGAGGAGUAAUUUCAUUAGAGGAAUGCAAUAUUGAUGACAUGUCUGAUGAGGGUGAAGCCCCUACAAAGAGUUCCAAGGAUAAGAAGUCGAAUGGACCGGAUCCUGGAAAGGCAGCUAACCUUGUUUUCAAGAUAACGAGCAAGAUCCCCUAUAAGACUGUUAUGAAAGCUGAAAGUACAGUUUUGUUGAAGGCUGAGAGCAUGGCAGAUAAGGUUGAGUGGAUCAACAAGCUGAGAAAUGUUGCACAUGCCAAAGGGGGCCAAGCAAUUGGUGAACCUAGUUUUCCCAUGCGACAGAGUCUUUCUGAUGGUUCCCUUGAUACAAUGGCUAGAAAACCUGCUGAUCCAGAAGAAGAGCUGAGAUGGAUGUCUCAGGAAGUGCGUGGUUAUGUUGAAGCUGUUCUCAACAGCCUUGCUGCCAAUAUUCCAAAAGCAGUUGUUCUUUGCCAAGUCGAGAAAGCUAAAGAAGACAUGCUUAAUCAGUUAUACAGUUCUAUCAGCGCUGUAAGCUCAGCUCGAAUUGAGGAACUGCUUCAGGAGGAUCAAAAUGUCAAGCGUAGAAGGGAGCGUGCUCAAAAACAGUCUUCCCUUCUUUCAAAACUUACUAGGCAGCUAGGUGUCCAUGACAACAGAGCGGCUGCCGCAUCCAAUUGGUCUGAUAGAAGCAAUGCAGCAGAAAGCAGCCCACGAAGCUCUGGACCAUCAUCGGGUGAUGAUUGGAGAUCUGCAUUUGAUGCUGCUGCCAAUGGUUCAAGUGACUCAUUAUCUAGGUAUGGUUCUGGUGGUCACAGUAGACGCUACAGUGAUCCAUCCCAAAAUGGCGAUCCAAUCUCAGGAUCAAAUUCUGGCAGUCGACGGACACCAAAUCGGCUGCCUCCCGCGCCUCCACAAUCUAGUUCAAGAUAUUAG
This is a messenger RNA of Lathyrus sativus (Indian pea), 2742 nucleotides long. The record is from the annotation of a GenBank genome assembly. NCBI's taxonomy places the organism in Eukaryota, Viridiplantae, Streptophyta, Magnoliopsida, Fabales, Fabaceae.